Messenger RNA from Podarcis raffonei (Aeolian wall lizard), 1960 nucleotides. It is a transcript of the gene BAAT, whose product is annotated as bile acid-CoA:amino acid N-acyltransferase. Gene Ontology annotation, biological process: acyl-CoA metabolic process; fatty acid metabolic process. Gene Ontology annotation, cellular component: peroxisome. The record is from RefSeq and is a predicted model, not a curated record. The coding region runs from base 307 to 1707 and encodes 466 amino acids. Lineage: Eukaryota; Metazoa; Chordata; Lepidosauria; Squamata; Lacertidae. The transcript has 4 exons. Gene Ontology annotation, molecular function: fatty acyl-CoA hydrolase activity.
AGGUCAGGGGAGGGACUGAAACAAUCAGAUGAGAUGCAGAAUCACUGCAGAGUAGGAAGGGAUCUCCAGGGUCAUCUAGUCCAACCCCCUGCAAUGCAGGGAUGUCAUCUAAAGCAUACCAUGACAGAAACAACAAUCUGGAAAACUAAAGGAAAUAACUUUACACAUUUUUGAGCCAAAGGCCGUGAAAGCUGGAAAUGUGGGGAGGACGGCUCAUCUGGCGGUGAGGAGGGGCAGCUACCUCGCCACCCACCCCCAAUGCCCUGAAUCCUCUCCUUGAGUAACACCAGGCAGCGCGGGUGUGGGAUGAGGUUUCGCUUCUCGCACCGACUUGCCUCACCUUAUCUGUCCUCCUUUUGCUCCAGAGGGAGCCGCGCCAAGUCACGAGGCGCAAGACAGAGCAACUCCCCGCUUGGCGCCCGUCCACGGGAUCGUGCCCUGCCCGGGAAGGCACUACCCUGGCGAGGAUCCGACAAGGUACUGGGCACCUGCGGAGCACCGAGAGAGAGGAGCUGGCGGCUGCAACUCCUCCGGGUCCUGAGCCAUUCAAGUCGCGAUGACAUAGGAGAGAAGUUUCAAUCCAGAGCCCACUUCCGGGCAAAUCUGUCUGGGGAGGUGGACGUGAAGCAGGCGGCUGCUCUAGGCGGGGACUAUGUAGGUGUUUGGCCUAUGGGCCUCUUCUCCUCCCUGAAGCCAGAGAAAAAGUUCCGCAGGCUGAUGAAACGCAACGUGACAGGCAGCCCUUUCCGCGUCCAGGUCAGCCUCUUUGGCUCUGUGGUAUUAGUUCCUUCACCCAACGAUGUACCACUGGCCACUUGCACUGUGGAGAGAUGGUACGCAGCCCAUGGAGUGGAACGUGUCCAGGUCAAAGAAGGCAAAGUUCGGGGCGCCCUUUUCUUGCCACCAGGGCCUGGGCCGUUUCCAGGGGUGAUUGACCUAUUUGGUGGGUCUGGAGGUCUCAUUGAGUUUCGAGCCAUCCUACUGGCCAAUAGAGGCUUUGCUGUUCUAGCUCUGGCUUUCUUUGGCUAUGAUGACCUCCCACAGACCCUAGAAGAAGUGGACCUGGAAUAUUUUGAGGAAGCAUCCACACUACUCUUAAAACAUCCCAAGGUCAGAGGCCCGGGCCUUGGAGUCGUUGGGCUGUCCAAAGGAUCGGAAAUCGCACUGGCCAUGAUUACCUUCUUAGACCAGAUCGUGGCUGCUGUGUGCAUCAAUGGUGCCACAGGCAUGAGAGGUGCAUCACUUCGCUUUCGUGACGUCUAUAUCCCUGCCAUCCCUUAUGCUGUUGAGAAGGUUCUCAUCACUGAAAUGGGGACAAUGUCCUCUUACCACGUCAUGGAAGAUCCUUUGGAUGAAAGACAUCACUCCUCUGCCAUCCCUCUAGAGAAGGCCCAAGGGCCCGUGCUCUUUGUGGUGUCAGAAAGCGACCAAAGCCUAAACAGCAAGUUAUUUGCUGAGGCGGCCAUAGCCAGAGCAAAGCAGCAUGGGAAAAGGAACUGUGCUUUGCUGUCGUAUCCGGGGGCUGGGCACCUCCUAGAACCCCCCGGUUCCCCGCUUUGCUACUGCUCUGCUUUCCGGAGUAUUUCCUUGCCUAACCAAUGGGGAGGUGAAGUGGAACUGCACGCCAAAGCCCAAGAGCACUCCUGGAAGGAGAUCCAAAAAUUCCUCGAGCUUCAUCUUGGCCCGGUUGGAAAGAGCAAUUUCUAAUAGCGGAAGGAAGGAAAGCCAGCUCAGGUGACGUAUUCUAGUUCUCCAGACUUGAUCCAAUGAAUCAGCCCACACACGGAAGACCGUCGGAGUGAGAAUAUCCCUGUGACAUGGUAUUUCGAGAGCACUCAUCAGAAAGACAAUUGCGUGACCAGAAGCCUGUGACAGUGUUAGGCCUCUGCGAACUGCAUCCAGUUCUUUUGCCUGUCUCAUGCUUCUUGGGGGGGGGGGUGAUUGAGGCCCCUUUCCUACA